GUUUGCCAGCCUGAAGAGUGAGGCUUGUUCGGGGCAGAACCUGGGGACUAAUGCAAUUGCGACGACAUCCAAUUCUGGAGCCACGCAGGAGCAAUCUCUGCAUUCAACCACGCCGAGCGAGCAAUAUCACCAUCCCCAAACCUGACGCUGCCCGGAUCGCACGAGAGCACACGACACCCCCCCACGGCAGCCUGGAAUUCUCAGUGAAUUAUAGAGGAGGCUAUAGAGCAGGCAAACAAUAGCCACCACGCACGGCGGGACGCAUGCAAUUUGUGUGACCAGGCGAGCGUCUUCUGUUUGAAUUAACCGACACAUCGACACUUUCGCUUCCUCCUCGACGACAAGCCUCCGCGUCACCCUCGUAUAUCCGUCUUGCUCCUGGUUUUAGGACUUUUGGAAUAGCAUCAGGUCGAAUUCCCGGUUGCGAGUAGCAACAGCCACAAGUUUACUGGCUUGGGAUUGCCGUAGCCCCGCAUCGCAUCGUUUUGCCUGCCCAGUCAACCCUAACGCACUCUGAGAUCUGUGAGCAUCAUGUCGAACGCCAGCCCCCUCGUGGCUUCACCUGCCGCGACGGCUCCCCGACCAGCUACACCGGCACCCAACGGAGUUCCGAGUCAACCGCCGCCUGCCGAUACCGUCCCCGUCGCGAAUGGCCAUGCUGCCCACACGCACGAGAACCGGCCCGCCCCCGCCCCGCCUUCGGCCGCUGCCAUGACGGGGAAGAAGGGGAAGCAGAAGAAGCCGGAGCCGACCGAGGCCUCGAAGCUUAUCGCCCAGCGCAUUUCCCAGCUCGAACUCGACGCCGCAGGAGAAAAGGAUCAGGAGGCCGAGAUUGAACGGGAAGUCAAGAAGGCCAACAGGGAGUUACACACCCAGACCUCUCGGAUGAACGACUUGCAAAAGAUUGAUCAUCUGACGAAGCGAUGUUCGGAUCUUCUGGCUGAGAUGAAACGCCACGAGCGAGAAAGCAUCAAGAACAAGAAGCGCGGCGACCAGCUCCAGAAGGAUAAGGACAACACUCGUACCGAGUUAAACAAGACCACGUCCCUGAAGGAGAAGCUAGAGAAACUCUGCCGGGAACUUCAAAAAGAGAACAACAAGCUUAAGAAUGAGAAUAAAACACUCAGCGAUACCCAAAUCCGCAGCCAACAGACAUGGGACGAAAGGUAUUCUGGGUUGCUCCGCAGGAUGGAUGACCAGCAGGAGGAGAAGGACAAUCCGCGCAAACAAGUGGUCGACAUGAAUACGGAAAAAUUGUAUGUGCGAACCUUUGCUCGUGGUUUUGAGCUCAUCGUUGCUUACAAGCGUAGUUUCCGAGAUCGCUUCAAGUCCAUGAUCGACCAAUAUGAGCUCCGCGAGUUGCACUUUCAUUCCCAGAUGCGCACCAAGGAACUCGAGGUCCAGUAUAACCUCGCCAGAUUUGAGCGCGAGAAGAAGAACUACGAGGCUGAGCUCACCCGGUCACGCCAGCUUAAUGCGCAGGUGCAAACAUUUUCCCAGACCGAAUCAGAACUGAGACACCAGCUUAACGUGUAUGUGGAGAAGUUCAAGCAGGUCGAGGAUACUCUGAACAACAGCAAUGAGUUGUUUAUGACUUUCCGCAAGGAAAUGGAGGACAUGUCCAAGAAGACCAAGAGGCUGGAGCGCGAGAACGAGACUCUGAAGCGGAAGCAUGACCAGGUCAACAGCAACAUCUUCAAGAUGGCCGAGGAACGUACCAAGAACCUUAGCGAGGUUGAGGAUUUGAAGAAGAAGGUGGACAAGCUGAAUGGCAUUAUCCGGCAGAUGCAGCAGCAGGGCCGUGGCAUUCCCCAGGGUCUCACCAACCCUGUUGAGAAUGGGUACGCGGAAGGCGACCUCGAGGGUGACGAGAGCGAGUAUGAGGAUGAGUACGACGAGGGCGAGGAAGAUGAGGAGGUCAGCGAUGAUGGGGACGAGUACGAUGAUGAGACCGAGGACGAGUCGCAGCAGCAGCAGCAGCAGCAGCAGCAGCCUCAGCCUUAUGGCCCCGAAAGACCUCCCCCUGCCCCCGCGGCCACCACUACCACUAACGGUCAUCGCUAGGGAGUAUGUCGGAUAGUGUGGCAGUGAAUUAUAUGCAUCUUUCAGCGGAACAAAAGUGCGAUUCUCCCCUCUCUACUUGCUGACUGACGUUGGUGAGCAGUAACUUUUGUACAGUGAUGAAUUGGUCCAUAUGCUGUGUCAGUAUGUUUGUACUGCCACUUGAAAUCGGUCCUGGCCGGGUCGAGUCAAAUAGUUUGUUUGGGUCUUUUGAGUUUGAUGAUAUCAUCAUGAGCAAGACUUGAGAGUUAUGCACCAACUCGACGCCAUAUCGUUCUAAACAUCUCGCAUUACUAUCAUUGCCCGGGCUUUAUGCAGAUAUAGAGCCGAACUACCCCACCAAAGCAUCACUUGCAUCAA
This is a messenger RNA of Podospora pseudopauciseta, 2421 nucleotides long. RefSeq lists its product as uncharacterized. The transcript has 4 exons. The record is from RefSeq and is a predicted model, not a curated record. Gene Ontology annotation, molecular function: syntaxin binding. Lineage: Eukaryota; Fungi; Ascomycota; Sordariomycetes; Sordariales; Podosporaceae. Bases 532 to 2064 code for a protein of 510 amino acids.